This is a messenger RNA of Drosophila serrata, 3130 nucleotides long. Its product is annotated as WD repeat-containing protein 26 homolog. Gene Ontology annotation, biological process: proteasome-mediated ubiquitin-dependent protein catabolic process. Gene Ontology annotation, molecular function: protein binding. The record is from RefSeq and is a predicted model, not a curated record. Gene Ontology annotation, cellular component: GID complex. Lineage: Eukaryota; Metazoa; Arthropoda; Insecta; Diptera; Drosophilidae.
UGUAUUAGCGAACCUAAGACAGCUGGGUUGUUGCACAAAUUAGCAAGUUUUUGAAGUACUUUAAAUCCUUCGACACAAGGUCUGGGUGCACAGUUCUUGCAGGCAUUUUUGGAAAGAAGGGAGAACAACAAUGUGUAUGCGUGUCGUAGAACGAAUUGCAAUCAGUGAGUGCUAUCAACUGCCAGAAACGGAGCCGUAAUCACGUUUAUACCCCUUGUGAAAUCGACAACAAAGGCCGCCUAGGCCCAUCUCAGGCAUCGGAUCCAGGUUGGAGGCACUAACUAGUGACUUUGUAGAGAGACUGCGUCGGGGGCAGAGUCUGGUUGUUGGUGCUGUGCGGUUCGCAAAGGACUCAAAAUUGAUAGAAACAACAAAAAGGCAGCUGCAACUGGUGCCUCUUCCGAGGACCAGCCGCCGCGCAAAAGGGGUCGUCGCUCAGGAGGCUCCACAUCCUUGUCCGUUUCCCCCGCCACUGCCGCUGAAUCAGUAGAUGCGGCAGCAUCGACAUCAAGAGCGGCUCAGCAGUUACAGCAACAAUUAAACUCCACUUCGACUGGCUAUAUCGCGGAACCAACAGGAAAUCCCAGCAGAGGGCUAAACCGCAAAUCGACAAAUACUAACAAGAGGCCAAGGGAUCAUAGUAGCAGCAGCAGCAACACCAACAGUAAUAUACCCGUCUCUGAAGCAAAAAACCGUACUGGAUCGAACAUGCAGAGUACCACUUCCACAUCGAGCGGCUCCUGCUCCAGGCCAUUAGACGGCUCUGCUUUAAACUCUGGCAGCAGUGUCGAGAACGUGGCCCGCGAGGGCAUCGGCAGCGGCGAUGACAGUGCCGGUGUCGGGGACGAGAAUCCUUCGGGCAGCAGCGCCGCAACCAACGGACACGACGCAAAACACAAUGGUUUCGCUGUCAAUAACAAUGGCAGUGGCAGUUGUAUUGUCGUCGAUGGCGAGAACAAUCGCGAGAACACCAGCUACAGCGGCGUGCAGCUUGACAAGUCUAACCAGGAGAUCAUCCGGCUGAUCGGUCAGUAUCUGCACGACGUUGGCCUCGACAAGUCAGUCAAGACGCUAAUGGUUGAGUCUGGCUGCUAUUUGGAGCACCCUUCUGCCACCAAGUUCCGGGAGCACGUCCUAAUGGGCGACUGGUCCAAAGCUGACUCUGACCUCAAGGACCUAGAGCCACUAAUAGAUAAUGGCAAAUUGUCAACGAUCACCGAAAUGAAGUUCAUACUACUGGAACAAAAGUAUUUAGAGCAUUUGGACGAUGGCAAUCCCUUGGAUGCAUUGCACGUUCUUCGCAGCGAGCUAACGCCACUGCAGCACAACAUAUCGCGUGUGCACCAGCUCUCCUCGUACAUGAUGUGUUCCACCAACCAGGACCUAUAUCAGCGCGCCAAGUGGGAGGGCAAGGGCAUCCUGUCCAGAGCAUUGGUCAUGGAGCGGCUGCAAACGUUCAUGCCGCCGUCGGUAAUGAUGUCACCUCGGCGCCUACGCACUCUGCUGCAGCAGGCCGUUGAGCUGCAGAGCCAGCACUGCCCCUGCCAUGACAUGGCGUGGGAGACAAAUCUACAGACGGUGUCGCUCCUUACCGACCAUUGCUGCACCACAGACGGCUUUCCCAUGCAAACCAUCCAGAUUCUCACUGAUCACUGCGACGAAGUAUGGUUCUGCAAGUUCUCACCCGAUGGCCUCAAACUGGCAACGGGCAGCAAGGACUCCACUGUGAUUAUUUGGGACGUUGAUCCGUACAAGCUAACCCUUAAGCACCGGCGCGUGCUUGACGGUCAAACCCAGCUCAGCGUUAGUUUCGUCAGCUGGAGCCCUGAUUCAAAGCUCGUUCUCGUUGGCGGCACUGAGGAUUCUCACGAACUGUACAUCUGGAACGUGGACGAUGGCAAGCUGGUUGUCAAAUUCUCACAGUCGCUGGAGGACAGCUUAGCCUGUGGUGCCUUCAGUCGCGAUGGCGCUCGCUUCGUGUGCGGCGGUCAAAAGGGUCAGCUCUACCUCUGCGACCUGAACGGCACCAUUGUGGACUCCUGGGAGGGGGUUCGCGUCAACAGCAUAGCCUUUCGAGCGGACAACAAGACGAUCUUAGCAGCUGAUAAUCACUACCGUAUCAGAGGGUACAACUUCGAUAGCCCGCGCUCAGACUUUGAUAUUCUGAGGGAACCACAUCCCAUCAUGACAUUCAGCAUAAACUCCGCCGACCGCUUAGCAUUGCUGAACGUUUCGAACCAAGGACUUCAUCUUUGGGACAUUGAGGACAAGUGUUUGGUACGUCGUUUUCAGGGUAUACGGCAGAGCAACUUUGCUAUCCACUCUUGCUUUGGCGGCGUCAACGAGAGCUUUGUGGCCAGUGGCAGUGAGGAUAAGGUGGUCUAUAUUUGGCACAUUAAACGCGAAGAACCACUGGCGAAACUGGCCGGCCACACCAAAACGGUCAACUGCGUUUCAUGGAACCCUGUGUACCCGUCCCUGCUCGCCAGCGCCAGCGACGACGCGACUGUCAGAAUUUGGGGGCCGAAGCCCAACGGCAGCAACGCAACGACUGAGAGCGACGAUAGCUCUUCUAGUUCGUCUUCGUCCUCGUGGAAUAUGACUUAAAAAGAUCGCAAACUGUAGCAAAUUUAUGUAUGUGUUUGACGGAUAGAUAUGCUGAUUUAGUUAUAUAGUGCGCCCGCCCUGCCCUAAUUCGGUAUAUGUAAGGGCUAAUUGCGCGUCGGUGUCGUCGUUGCUACAAACUGCCAUUACAACAAUAUGUAUGAGCAGCAUGACUUACGAUUAGCAUUAAUUACUUAAGUACAUUCAUACGAAAGGAGAGGCAUAACAUCAUAUCUACAACGCCCUAUAUGCUGCAACAGGAAAUCAGUUUGUUCUCAGAUAUGUAUCUUUUUGUGUGUACUGAUACGCAACACGCUAAUUAAUUUUUCCUCGAACCACAUAUAUUAUUGACUAUUUUCGAGCUUUUAAUUUAAAGAAGGCGGAUUGGUUGACGACCCUGCUUGGUUUUAAAUUCAUUGCCAUUUGAUUCGUUCAAUACAGUUUCCAAAAUUUAGUAUGUAACUUAUUUGACGUAUUUCAUAACCAACAGACACAAUAAAAAUUAGUUCUAUAUAUGUUUUUAACA